UUGGUCAGAGCCAUUUGGUGCACAAAAGCGAAAUGGAGAAAUGUUUUCAAUUCUAAUAUGGUAUAGCAAAUAUAAUCUUGCUUUCUAACUGGAAAUUGUCAAUCUUAUCCCUAACCUUACGUCAACAAUUGGAUUCUUGUGGAACUUACUUUUCAAGAUAUUUUAAGAACUUGCUUCUAAUGCACAAGAAUUAAUGACAAAACACAGCUAAAUGUAGUUGGUGAAAUAGGUCCUCGCUGUUGUUGGUGUGUUAACAUUUGCCGAAGCAGAUAAAAGAAAUUUGCAAAAUGCCACGAAAGAGCGUUGACAGUCUACACCUUAAAGAGCUCCUAGAGAUAGUUGACAUUUUGAAAAUUGACUACGUCGAAGAGACAGCGUCUCUAAGCAGUUUGAAGUCAAUACUAAAAGAGAGAAUUCGUGAUCAAACUUCCAGAAGUGGAAUAUACGCAAAUGGAAUUUCGGGUGCUGAAGUUGUGGAGAAAGCAAAGUCAAGAGACAACCUAAAUAGAGAUGCUUUGUUAGACUACAACGAAAAAAUCGACGAGUGUUUAAACCGUCUUGGGGAUGUAGAUUUUCCAAUAUUAAAAGACCUUCUUAAUAUCAAAGUUGAUGUUCGACAGUAUAUUAACGACAUUCAAAAAUCAUUAGAAAAAAAGAAAUAUUAUCUUCUAAUUGCAGGUGAAACAAGUGCUGGAAAAAGCACUAUACUAAAUUUGAUUCUUGGUGAAGAGGUAGUGCCGCAUCAUACUCUUCAUACGACUUCAACAAUAUGCGAGGUUAAAUUUGGCAAAGACAAGGAAAUGAUUGUACACUAUAAAUAUGAAAACGUACAAGACAGACGACAUGCUCCCCAAGUCGUUAAUCUGGAAAGAAAUGAAGAAUCUGAGCUGAGUUAUGCGGAGCUAAUUGGUUUAUAUGUUAACCCCGAGGACACGAGGGAAACAGGAGAAACUGAAAGAGUAGAAAUAUUUUGGCCACAUGAUUUACUGAAGCAAGGAAUUGUUAUUGUGGACAGUCCAGGUCUUGGUGAAUCAGAAAAAAUGGACGAAAUUUUAAUGAACUAUCUUCCUAAUGCUUUUGCAUAUAUUUAUAUUCUUGAUGUUGCACGAGCUGGUGGUGUGCAAAGAGAAUCUACAAUGAAGAUGAAAAAAAUGGCCGAGAAACUUGAAACUUCUAAUGCUGGCCGUCAUUGUAUUAACCUUCUCGCAGAGUGCACACUUUUUGUAGCAAAUAAAUGGGAUCAAGUAGAAAAGAAAGAGCAAGAUUCCGUAAGAAAACAUCUUGAAAAACAGCUGGCUGAAUGCUGGGAAGUUGCAAAUGCAAAGAAGCACAUUCUAACAAUAUCUGCAAAAAAUGCCAUUAAAGUGCAAGAAUGUGGCGGCAUUUCUCCAGAGUUUCAAAGAUUACUAGACAGCAUUAGGCAACUAAUAUUACGUGGAAUUGACAUUCGACUGUACGACAAUUGGCAGAAAUUAGAUACGAUUCUGUCUCAAAUUUUCAAGUUGGCAAAUUUCUUUAAAGUCCAGGCUAAUUUUGCACAAGGAAAUAAUCGCAAAAGAAUAGACUCACUCAAAUGUCGAAUUAAAAAUAUCCAAAGUCAAAAUGAGGAUGAAAGCGAAAAAAUAAAAACGGAGUUACAAUCUAAAACAAAACCUUUUUCUGAUAAGAUAAAAGAAUACAUAAAAACGAGUGAAUUUGAAGAAAAAUUCUAUUCCUGGAACACCGAUGAUGUGGAUCAUAUGCUCGAGCACAAAUGGAAAUUGACAAAAGGAAAUAUCGAUAAAUCAAUUGCUGAAAAGUUUUUGCAACUUAUAAAAGAAUGGGAAAUGAAAGAAAAAAUUCAUGAAAACAUCCACUGGGAAACAAUUGAUCAUUACUUGAAAAGAUUACACAUCUUAAAAGACGAACUUGACAGAUUGGGAAACGAUGGCAACAGCCUGAAGUGGCAAUUUGAAAAUUUGACACGCCGAAGCCAGCAAUCCCUCCCGACAAAAGUUCUUGUUGGAGCCAUGCUGCCCAUAUGGUUACCCGUUGCUGCUGCGGGUGUUCUUAUUGGUGCACCAGUACUGGGUACAGUUGUAUUUGCAAAGGAAGUUAAUUCCCAUAAAGCAUUGCGUAAAUUUGAAGAAAACCCUUAUCAAUAUUUGCGACAUCGCUCGAAAAAAUUUUUGGAGGAAAAAAAAGCCCAACCAAUUCUUGAAGAGGCGCAAGCACUAAUAAAUAAAACUGAAGAGAUUGUAUCGAUUUAUUCAAGUCUCAUUCCACAAGUAGUAGAAGGUGAUAAGAAAAUGGUGAAGAAGUUGAGUGAUGAUUCACGUAGUAAUCUGGAGAUGGAACAUCAUUAUGCUCCUAUUCAGGAAAUGAGCGAAGAACUGAGAGAUAAGAUAACACCGUUGGGACUGAAGUUGUUUCCAUCGACAAUAGACAAACGUGAUUUAACAUGGGAACCUAAACUUCGGUCUCAUAUUGGAGAAGGAGAGUUUGCUCAAAUUUAUCGCGGUAAAAGAAAGAUUGUGAAGCGGUCUGAAUCGUCUAUACCAUUACUAGAAAACAUUGCCUUGAAAGUUUUCAAAAAUCCAUUUGACCAAAUGAAUGGAAGAUUUUAUUUGAAUGAGCAACUUGAUGUAAGACAUUUGAAACAUGACAACGUUCUUCAACUUAUUGGAGUGAUAAAGCAAGAUGACCCACUGAAGUAUAUUUUCAUAAUGCCACUUUGCAAGAAAAGCCUUAGGAGAGUCAUUUUUGACGAUCCAAAAAAUGUCCCAGCUCAAUCCCACGACACAAAAUUGGCAACAAAGAAUUAUAAGAAAUGGGCAAAAGAAAUUGCAAACGGGCUAAACUACGUCCAUGAAAGGGGUCUCGUACAUCGACAUCUUAAAUUGGAAAAUGUUCUGAUAAAAGACAACGAUGUAGCAGCGAUAUCUGAUGUGGGAAUUGUUGGUGAAUUUAAGGAAACUCAAAAAAGUAUCAUUUACCAUGCACCAGAAGUACUGGAAAACUUGCAUCAUAUGACGAAAGCUGCAGAUAUUUACAGUUUUGGUAUCAUGCUUUGGGAGAUGUGGUAUGGUGUCGUGGCUUUCGAGGAACUCAUGCCAAUUGUGAAAGAGGAAUUCAAAUUUAAGGUCAUCAACGGUCACAGACCAAAAAAUGACGAAAAUAUAAUUACCCUUCCCACGAUGCAACAUUUGAUGAAGUUUUGCUGGUUGCAUGAACAUGAUCAAAGACCAACAAGUAAAACAUGUUUUCAAAUGUUAGAAAAUUAAAAAGUUGGAAGAACAUCACGAGGUCCUAGGACGUUUUCAUUUACAAACUAUAUGAUGUGUUAGCCAUAUGCGCAUGAAAUAAAUAAGCGUUUUAAUACUUUAUUAAUAUUAGAUUUUAAUUGUCGUGUUAAAAAUAUUUAGAAUUUUUUAUGGCUGAUAAUGUGUUAAUAAAUGCCAUAGAAACGCAUUAGAUAGACUUUGAGCUGGCCAUACUGUUUCUAAAUUUCAGAAAAUAAAUAUAUGGAUUAGGCAUAGCUACUUCGUAAAUUUUGCUAAACUACAUAUGAUAUCAACUUUGUGAACCAAUGAUAUGUUUAAUAAGCCUAUUGCUUAAAAAUUAUCAUAUAAUUCCCUUAAAACGCAAUAAUUUCGUAAUAUGAGUCAAAUAGAUCGAUACUGCAUAUAAAUCAAAACGUUUACAGACUUUAUAUGGUACCGUUUUCAAGGAAAUCUAAUUACGUGAACAGAGAUUUCAGAUGACAAUCCACGUAAAAAAACUAUGUGCAGACUGCAGUGGUCAAAUAAUUCAUUCAAAAUAUAAAAAUUUUUGGUCAUUUGUA
Xenia sp. Carnegie-2017 is the source of this 3823-nucleotide messenger RNA. RefSeq names its product probable serine/threonine-protein kinase DDB_G0290621. The record is from RefSeq and is a predicted model, not a curated record. NCBI's taxonomy places the organism in Eukaryota, Metazoa, Cnidaria, Anthozoa, Malacalcyonacea, Xeniidae. The coding region runs from base 288 to 3263 and encodes 991 amino acids. Gene Ontology annotation, molecular function: protein kinase activity; ATP binding. Gene Ontology annotation, biological process: protein phosphorylation. The transcript has 11 exons.